This is a messenger RNA of Chrysemys picta bellii (western painted turtle), 9263 nucleotides long. The record is from RefSeq and is a predicted model, not a curated record. Lineage: Eukaryota; Metazoa; Chordata; Testudines; Emydidae.
CGUGCUGCCUUCGGCACGCAUGCCAUAGGUUGCCUACCCCUGAUUUAGACCCCUUCCACAUGUUGAGAAAGUGGUCUGAGUCAAAGAUGGAUUCCCAGAUUACCAACCUGAGGGGGGAUGAUGGUGUAAGUGGGGAGAGCUUGUAGAGGGAAGAUUACGCUCAACAUAGCCAAAACUGGCUGGGUAUCCACAAGAAUAUGUCAGACAGGCCAAUAUUUUAGAUAGGCUUGUGAAUCAUCAGUGUAAAGAUUAGUUAUAAAGCCAUGUCUUCGAAUGAAAUCUGCAAAAGAGGAUGGGGUAUGAAAAGAGGAGGGGGCCAAGAAUGGAGCCUGUUAAACCUGCACUGAAAGCUAGAAUGGGGAUGAGAAUGAUCCUUAGACCAAAAUGCUGAAUGAUUAGAGAGGCAGGAAGAUAGAAUAAGGGCCCAGGCAGGACAAAAUUUCAAAUGAGAGCAUGGUUAACUGGGUUGAAUACAGUUGACUGUGCAAGGAAGGCAAAGAAUACCAAUUCUGAGACUUGAACAGAAAGAGGUUGUUAAGAGACUUUGGUGAACGCUGUUGUACUAAAUUGCAUGCUGAUAUUUUGAAUUAAGUGGAAAUUUGUCUAUGACAAAAUUCAAAGAUGACCUGUUGCUUUGGGGAAAUUUUGCUCAGCAUUCCAGUGAUAGGUAUUUCUAAAGUAGAUCCCUAAUGAAAUGUGUUAUGCUACUUUGUAAAUCAUAGAACUGUAUUCUUCAUUUCUGUUCAAAGUAAACAAAUGGAAAAUUGGUGUUACAUUAUCAGUUUAGGGUAGAACAUUGGAACUUCUAUGUGAGAAUAACUACAUUAAAUAGAUUUAACAUGCUAUUGAUUCCCUAUUUCAGUGGUAGUUUUGUUUUGCAUUGACAGGGACUUGGGGAACAGAAUUGGUAUUCUAAGCCAAUAUUUUGCUCAAAAGCUUGUGUGUGGUUUCCUAUUCAAACCUAACAUAAGAGUGACAGCUGUUGUCGGGUAUGUCUGCACAGCAGCUGGGAGAUGGGAUUCCCAACUCAGGUACACAUACACACAACAACUGUUCGAGCUAGUGCUUAAGAAUAGUUGUGUGGCGGCUGUAGCAGCAAGGGCGGGAGCUUGAACUGAUUGUAUGCUGGCAGCUAAUCAUCCCACCUGACCCUCCAGGGUAUGCACUUGGGUGGCUAGCCAAGCUACCACCCAUGCUGCCUCAGUCACACCAUUAUUCUUAGGUGCUAGUUUAAGCCGAGUUAGUACGUGUAUGUCUACUUGAGCUGGAAAACCCAUCUCCCUGCUGUAGACAUACCCAUAGUGAUUGCAUUAAAGUAGACUACUUGGAUAUUAUUACUGUUACAAAUCAGACCAAUUGUUAUGACAAACUUAAUGUAGUUCAUAGUAGACUGGAUCUGCACUUGAAAUGAAACUUAAAUAUUUUGGUUACUGUUCUCAAUUGACUUUUGAGUUAAGAUCCUAUUGAGAUGAAUGAGGUUCACACCUCCAGAGCAAAUGGUUUGUCUCAUUCUGUAGUUUCAAGAAGAGGCAUCACUCGGUUGUUUCACAUUUGGAAAGAGAUUAGAUUGGGGCCUUGAGCCACUACCACAGUACAAAGACCAAAUAACCAGGACGAGAAUUUUUGUUUUAAUGGCAGCUUAAAUGCUGCAGAGAACACUGAAAUUCAGCUUGUCUUGAUUGCAGGAUUUGUCAUUUGCUUCUAGCAGAAAAAGUGACAGUAUCUGUAAUGAUAUCGUUAAAUCACGAGCCAAAAUUCCAGUCUGAUUUCCCCAUUCCAAAUUAAACUAAUUUAAUUUCUUUCUUUUUCUCUUCUUUCCCUAACAAUGAAUUUGGUUGUUGCCUUUUCUUAUUCCUUGUCAUUUUAGAUCUUAGAACAUGGACUUAUUUAACUGAAUCAAUUUAGAAACUGUUAUAGUGCACCCUCUUGUGUUGACACACUUAUUUUUUUCUACCUUUUCAAUUUAGCUUAAGUUGAUAAAAGCUAAAUUGAUACUAGUCACUCUUAAACUGAAAUGGGUGCACUGAAUUAAUUAACUCUUUCUAAAUUGAUUAAGUUAGUGGCACAACUUUUCUUUCAUAGACAAGAGGCUUCAUUGUCACCUCAUCACAAGCUUCCUCCAUCUGUGCCCACCUGCAUUUCUGGAGUUCAGUACAUUAUGCAUCACAAAAUUCUGGACAUUGCAAAGGCAAGUGCUAGCACUAUGCAGAUGAGAUUUACCUUUUGCUAUGUAUGACUGUACCACUACCACUAGGAUGGUCCAGUGCUUGGAAAAGAUUAGUUUGUGGAUGAAGAAUAGUUGAUUGAAGCUGAACCCAAGCAACAUACAGGGUAUUCACUAAAAAGAUUUGCUGGGAAAAUAAUGAAAUAAAAUAUGGAGUUUUCUAUACUGGAAUAUAUUUCAUGGACCAUGGGGGAGAGAGCCUAUGCUGUUAAAAGGAAAAGGAAGACUCAAGGAAAUGAGAGAACAGCAAUAUAAUACCAGACAAGAAUUUUCUAUUUUUGUAAUGUAUUAAGGCCAUAGCAUUUAAGAAUUCUUUUCCAAUUCAUGUUUUGCAGUAAUACUUUGUUUCAAAGACAUCCCUAGAAGGAAAAGUCAGAUACUGGGUGACAUGCUCAGCAAGAACUUUUAUUCUAACAAAGGUGGACUUUCAGAAUAUUUUAAUUUUAACAGGACAUCAUUAGUUUUAUGGGUUUUUCAUUCUUUUGUAACUUUGGAGACUAAAAACCUUUUUGUGGGGUUACAAAUCUAGUUGACAGACUGUUCCCGAUAAAUAGCCAACAGCUGCAGAAGACAAACUCUUUAAGCGGAUGCCUUUGUACUAUCUGAACAGAAUGCCAUGACUUUGAGGCACUUCUCAUAAGUUCUUCUUUGCCUUAUACUUGUCAUAUCCUUAAAAAUAUUAAAAGUGCAAAGAGCUUGAUUUUUAUAUACAUUUUAAAAAAAAUGGCGUGGGCGAAGUUCUUGCGGAAGCCUGCGGGUAACCUUGGAAAAGUGUAUCAGCCUGGAAGUAUGUUGUCCUUGGCCCCUACCAAAGGCUUGUUAAAUGAGCCAGGACAAAAUAGUUGCUUUCUAAACAGUGCUGUACAGGUUUUAUGGCAGCUUGACAUAUUCCGACGGAGCUUAAGAGGUCUAACUGGACAUAUCUGUCAGGGAGAUGCCUGCAUAUUUUGUGCUUUAAAGACAAUAUUUGCACAGUUUCAACACAGUCGAGAAAAGGCACUCCCAUCAGAUAAUAUGAGGCAUGCCUUGGCUGAAAGCUUUAAAGAUGAACAUCGUUUUCAGCUUGGCUUAAUGGAUGAUGCAGCAGAAUGCUUUGAAAAUAUACUUGAGAGAAUUCAUUUCCACAUUGUGCCAAGCUGUGAAACAGACAUGUGCACUUCUAAAUCCUGCAUCACUCAUCAGAAGUUUGCUAUGACACUAUAUGAACAGUGUGUAUGCCGUAGUUGUGGGGCGUCAUCAGAUCCCUUGCCUUUUACAGAAUUUGUGCGCUACAUUUCUACAACAGCCCUGUGCAAUGAAGUUGACAGAAUGAUGGAAAGGCAUGAGCGUCUCAAGCCAGAAAUGUUUGCAGAAUUGCUACAGGCAGCAAAUACUACUGAUGACUUCAGGAAGUGCCCUAGUAACUGUGGUCAAAAAAUAAAAAUCCGUCGUGUUCUCAUGAACUGCCCUGAGAUUGUGACAAUCGGUUUAGUUUGGGAUUCGGAACAUUCUGACCUGACCGAAGAUGUCAUGCGGAAUCUGGCAACACAACUUCAUCUUCCUGGGCUGUUCUAUAGGGUUACAGAUGAACAGGCCAAGAAUAGUGAACUUUUUCUUGUGGGGAUGAUUUGCUACACGAGUCGACAUUACUGUGCCUUUGCCUUUCAUACCAAGAGUUGCAAGUGGGUGCUGUUUGAUGAUGCUAAUGUGAAAGAGGUUGGAACAAAAUGGAAAGAUGUGGUCUCCAAGUGCAUUCGAUGUCACUUUCAGCCAUUGCUGCUAUUUUAUGCUAACCCAGAUGGUACACCUGUAUCGACAGAAGAUGCCCCAAAGCAUAUAAUUCACUGGUCUCAUUACAAAGCAGCUGCAGGAGAUGACUUGGGAUUUGAGAAGUCAUCCGUUUCAAAGUCAGAUCACACAAAAGAGAAUGGAUUUGGAGAAUGUGCUAGUCAGAAGAGCAUUAAAAAAUUUGAGAUAGACAAUUCAGCCUUCAGUAGAAGCCAUAUUCUAGCAAGUGGUGGUAGAGUGCCAGUUAAGUUGGGGCACAGUGAUCAGAAGGACAAAUUAAAGGACAUCUCCAAAGAGUGUGCCCAGAAGGCAGUUGAUAUGAGAAACUUUUCAUCCUACCUAAGAAAAGAUGCAGAUAGAGGAUCAAGAAGAGACUCUGGGAGACAAAGAGAUCUAAUAGGAGAAGACCGCUCUCAUUUUAAGUCAGGAUCACCUCCUGCUGGAAAUGGAUUUAGACACUACACUGAUCAGCGCCUAUAUGGUAGCCAGGGAAGAGGACCUUACAAACAUGAAAGAGUACCAAACCAAACCAGGCCUGCUGCACAGGUCUUAGGGUCAAAUAAAAGAGAAGUUUUUCCUGCUGGGGAGAAAAUGAUGAGCAGGGUUAGGGCUGACAGUGCCACUGGCUAUGAUACAGACAGCAGUCAAGACUCUAGGGACAAAGGAAGUAUCAGCAGAAGCAGAAACAGAGGUUGGAAACCUAUGCGAGAGACACUAAAUGUGGACAGCAUUUUCAGUGAGACUGAGAAGAAGCAGCAUAGCCCACAACAUAAGGCAAAUCCAAGCAGUAAACCUAAACAUGAAAAGGAGCAGAGCUUUAACAAUUGGCCAAAAGAGAACCAAACCCAGAAAGGGUUAAUGACUAUUUAUGAAGAUGAAACAAAACAGGAGACAGGAAGUAGGAGUUCCUUGGAUUCAGAAGGAAAAGGAAAUACUGAGAAAAUUAAAGGAUUUACAGAGAGAAAAGUCCAUGCUGACAGUUGGCAAAUGCAAAGGACUGAGUCUGGGUACGAAAGUAGUGAUCAUAUCAGCAAUGAAUCUGCCAAUCUGGAUUCACCUAUUGUUGAAGGAACUAGCCCACUGGACAUCAAGGGUAUUAAAGAAACUGUUUCCUGCAGUGACCAGAAUCUGUCGAUCAAAUAUGCUGAAAGUGUGUUGCAGUCUACCUCCCAGCAGACCAGAAACUAUUUUGAUGACUUGAGGAAAGACCAAAUGAAUAUGGAAGCUAAUUACAGACCACACACUAACUUUCCUUCAGAAUCUCAAUUGCAGAUGCACAGUCCUCCACUGAAGAGAGCAGAGAUGCCACACAAGAAAAUAUUCCCUUCAUCGACUCUACAGCCAAAUUUUAAGGACCAUGUUAAGAGAGAAACAAAGAUCAGCAAGUUAAAUGAACAGAGCUCUUCAGAGUGGCUUAAUCCAGAUAAAUUUGAGAAGAUCAGUAUGCCAGUGUACAGUGCUGAAAGCUCAGCCCACCCUUAUAACACUGAACUCUCAGUUGUGUGUGGAAAGAGAGUGAACAACAAUGAAUUUCUCUCAUCCUCUCCGCUGCAGUCUCCUCAUACAAGAACUCUUGGAUCAAAGUCAGGGCUUGCAUCUUUAGUUCAGCAGAAUCUGUUAGAACAGUCCCAUACGGAGUUGUCCUCAUCUGGUGAAUGUGCUGUUCAGUCAUUUGGUAGGACUAAUAAUCUUCAGAUUCCAGAAGUAAUUUACCAAAAUCUUCCACCUCCUUUACCUCCAAAGAAAUAUACUCUGAAUGUUUCGCUAGGAUCAAAAAAUGAAUCUACAGCUGAUGUAACAUUGCCAGAAGUGUUGCAGAGUAAUCUUUCAGGUUUUGAAAGGCAAACAGCUAUUGCUUCAAAAUCUGCAUCAGAAGGUGCAUUUACAAAUGAAGAAAGAUUUAAAGAAACAUUUCAAGGGAAUGAUCACACCAUUCACAAACUGGAUACCGCACCUAGGUCAUCAGUUAAUGACUGUCAGACUGUAUCUGGCAGUAUAUGUAAUAAAGGAUCUCAGCACACAGGACCAAGUGUUAGCUCUCCUGAUGCAAAUGAUAGUGUAUCUCUAACAACCUAUUUUUCAGUAGAUAGCUGCAUGACAGAUACAUACAGGAUGAAAUACCAUCAGAGACCCAAGCUGUAUUUUGCAGACAGUAGCUUCCACAAAGAUAAGCAUCUACCACCAACUGGAAUAGACCUGGGCAUCGUAUACCCUGGUAUUCUUGAUUCCAGUCAUCCCACAUCUGAACAGAGAUACAAACCUAGCAUAGAAGGAAUACAUUGCAACAGGUAGAUUGUCAAAUCCAUUUUCUUAUGCAUUUCACAUGGUCUGCUUAUGGGGCAGGAAGCAUGGACUCCUCAAUGUGUGGUGACAGGUAUCCAGAGCUCAAAAGCUUGUUGACCAACAGAAGUUGGUCCAAUAAAAUAUAUUACCUCACCCACUUUGUGUCUCCCCUAUCCUGGGACGGACAUAGCUACAACACUGCAUACUUAGGUAUCCUGUCAGCUAUGCUUUUAAGAGAUAUGACUGUUUAAAUGAUUCUUCAAAUCUGGGUGAGCAGGGGAAAAGGUGCUAAAGUUUUGGCCAUGGAUUUGUCAUUUUUCUUGCCUUAACAAUGUUUACCUCCAUGUGAUGAUGCUGAAUAAGUUUGUAAGUCUGUUACAAAUGGCCCCCUUAAGUGUGUGCUUUUAAUUAAUACCUAGGUAGAUCAGUCAGCAUAUGAGAUUAACUAAAUAAAAAGUUGUUCAUUUUACUGGAGAACUUAAUACACUUGUGGCUUAGUGCUCACAGACUGAAAAAAGGUAUAAAUUAACCUGUAAUCCUUUAAACUAGCUAGUGAUAUGCUGAUAAACACAGUACCAUACAUGGCAUGGUACAUAGAACAAUAUCUGCUUUAUGAAACCAUUGUUCCUAAUGAGUAACAAUGUGUUACCUAUUUCUUCAUCUGACUUCUGUGAAAGUCUAACUUAAAGGAAAUUAAGUGUCUUUUUUUAAUGCAAGUUUACCCAGAGAAUUGGAUUUUUAGUACUCAAAAUGAUGCCUUAAUGAGUGAUUUUACAAAUUAGUGUAGCCUACGUGAACUACAAACAGAACUUUACAAGGGAAUUGAGAUUUUUUUUUAAAUUAUCCUAAAACUCCAGUUCCCUAUUUGUACACCUUUUUUUAUCCAACUGUUUGCUCCUUAACUUAAAUUCUAGUCAGUGUUCCACAAGCAAAGCCGUGAUAAUUUAACUUAUUACUGAAAUUUAAUUUAGCUAUGUAAGCUACAAAUUAAUAUAGUAGUCUGCAAUGUGCUGUAGAAACAAAUAUAUUUUAGGAUAUGAAGUUGUCACGUAGCUACAACAGAUUAAUUUAAGAAGCAGUACAUUUACAUUCAAGACCUUAUUCUUCAGGUCAGAUUGCAUACAGCUGCAAAAUCAAAUUCAACCCUACUAUGUACUUGUCUGUCUUUUCACCUUCUCUCUUGAAAAUACACCACUAUGGUUCACGUAAACCUGAGCAAAUUUAUGGGAUCAGUCAGUUUGACUUACUGUUACAGAACUUUGUCCCCAGCUAGCAGUCUCCCACUCCAAAACAUUUCUAGACUGUAUUUUCAAUGAAUGGGUAAAUUUACAUCCCCUUUGGGUAGGCUUUUAAUUGAAUCUGCACUCUUUAGGGAGGUUCAGAAUUCAGCUUCACUGUAAUCCGUUAAUGCUUUGUACCAUUUGUUGGCCAUUGAAAUAACUAAUGUAACUUGUAAUGAACGCUACCAAAGCAGGACUGUGUAGAAUGAGUAGUUGAAGCUCCUGGCUUUCUUAAAUGUAAAGGAAAGUGCUUAGAUUUUUAAAAUUGGGUGGUACUGAUUACAAUUAAGUGUAAAAUGCCUUUUAGUUCUGAGCGUAAUGCUACAUAUGUAUGUUAUACUUGCCGUGUGGUCAAACAGGUUUAAAUGUUUUUUUGUAAAUUAUGUGAAUUACAGUGCUUCAACCAAAUGGUGACAGUCAUGUGUAUAUUAAGUUCUCCAAAAUAUAAAACAGAAGCUGUGGUUACUUUGGCAAUGUCCUAAGAUUUGUCAUUUUUAAUAUAAUGCAAACAUGAUAUGCCUCAGACCAAAUAUCUCAAACCAGUCCCUUUAUACUUUUCAGUCACCUAGUAGCAUUUGAAAGAAUUAAUUCUGGAAUUGAUAUUGUUACAUCUAAAGCAAAUACAUUCAACAUGUAUGGAUAUGAAUGCAAGUGAAAUUGAACCUACUGAAAUCCUUACAUUCUGUAUAGGGGAUAAAAUUGGGUGGGGAGAAAGAACUUGAUUUAAAAAUACUUGGAUGUGUGACAGCAUGGAAGAUUCCCACUGUUAAUCUUUUUGUUUGUUAAAAAUAGCUUUUAAAAAUGAAUUUUUAACCCAUACCAGAUAGGCAUUAAUGUACACAGUUAAUUAAAAUUACAUCUUUAAAAAACUUAUAGUACUAGAACUUGUCAAGCUUUUCCAGAAAUCUUGUACACCUCUACCCCAAUAUAAUGUGACCUGAUAUAAUACGAAUUCAGAUAUAACGCGGUAAAGCAGCGCACCAGGGGGGCGGGGCUGCGCGCUCCGGCAGAUCAAAGCGGGUUCUAUAUAACGUAGUAAGACUUUUUUGGCUCCUAAGGACAGCGUUAUAUUGGGGUUGAGGUGUAUUUGAAAUUGCGGUAUUUUAAUGUAUAAAAAGCACAGCAACAACUUAAAAUGUUCUUAAAUGUUCAUAGCAAACAUUCAUACUUCUAUACAAAGGAACAAUGUGACUGCCUAUUAGUAAUACAAACAAGUGAAUUUGGUUUCCAGAAAGCUAGUGAGCAUAAUUGGCGAGUUUAUUCAAGACUAGCUGCUUAGGUUCUUCUGGGGUUCUGAAAUGCAGCAAUCUUCAUUGAAGUCACUUAGAUGAACAUUGAUCUUUCUUUGCUUUGCUUGGAGCUGUCUUUCCAUGCAAAACCUUUUGUAUAUGACCUGUUUACCAGAUAAGUUAUAUGUGCACUAUUAUAUAAAUGACAGCUUCACUUUUUAUAUUUACUCUACAGGUCCUAUGUUUAUUUAAUAUUUAACUAAUGUAUGAUCUGACAUUGAUUUAGCUAGAGUGCCUAUUUAUUUUUUUAUAAAUGUCCUGGUUAUAGAUUUGUAUAACAGACAUUUUGUAAUGUUUUAAUGCAUUUAACAGGUAUUGUAAUAUAUUUUUCAGUCUUUAGAAUUUUAUUUUCAUGCAAAGUUGCAUUUUUCUGCAUGUUCAGACUAUUAGAUUAAAAACUAACUACUUUUGUGGCUACUA